AUGGAGCAUAUCGCUAAUAAAUCUCAAUUUGAAACAAUCAUUAAACUUAUUAGAGGAACAUACUAUUGGUUAGUUUAGGAAAAAUUUCUAAAAUUAUUCAAAUCGGUUUUUCAGGGGAGAAUGGACCAUGGAGAAUGAUCAAUUCCAUUUGGUAAAGAUGUCGUCUGAACAAUUGGAUUGUCAAGGAUCCAAACUUAUUGUCUUAAUGGAAGAAUCAUUGAAAAAUCUCAUUGGAUUUAUUAAAGUAAGUAUUAAGAGUUAUUUAUUCUAGAAAAGAACUCAUUAUAUUUCAGAUUGAUCCAAAUAUUUGUUAUGAAGACAAUUCAAAAUUUGUCGAUAAAUGCAUGCAAGUGUGCGAUCAUUAUGAAUUGAUUAUUGAAAUGCACCAAGAUACUGGAUCAACAUUAUUCAAUUCUGAUGAAACGGUUCGAAAUCCGGUACGUUUAUACUUUCAUCAAAAUGUUUAAUAGUGCAUUUUUUGAAAAAUCAAACCGUCAUUAGAAUUGAAUAAAAAAAUUAUAUUAUUGCAACAAAUUUCCAACUUUCUCAUUUUCCAGUUCUCACUUUUCCAAUACAGGUCGGAUCUUAAAAAAAAAACAUUUGAGACUAAAAAUUCAAGAUUUUCAAUGAAAUUGACAUUUGAAAAUUUGGAACAUUUGAAAAUUUGGAAUAAAACUACAAUUAUGAAAAAGAGCAAUGUUCCGUUUCCCAUCCGCCAACAAAAUCAUUCAUUUUCCAGACAUUGUUAUCUGCAAUCGAAAGACGUGAAACCGUCCAGCCAAUUGAACAACAAAUUGGACAAAUUGACAAAGAAGAAUUUUAUGCAUCACUUGUUGAUCGAACUAUGAGUGUUGAACAAAAAUUGGAGCAGAAAUUGAAUCAAAACUCGGAAAUGGAUAGAUUGAAAAAAUUAUUCAACCAAAAAGCAACAAUAGCGGAAAAAGUGAGUUUACUUUCGAAUAACUAUGGCCAUUUUUUGAAUUGGUCUGAAGAAAUUGGGCCAGGUUUAAUUAAGUGAAUCCGAUUUAGAAGGAUUUUUGAAACGAACCAUGGUGAAAUAUUUUCAAUACAUUUUUUUUGCACCUGGCCCGAUUCAAAAUUUAUUUUGCCAAUUAAAAAACAAACAUUUUCAGAUGGAUAUUGUUCGGAUGUUGAAGAAAGCGGAUUGGACUCUAGAGGACAUGGUUUAUGUCGACCUCAAACCUCGAUUGGGAAAUAAUAUUUUCGACGUGAGUGUACAAUAUUUCGAAAAAUAUUCUCAAUUAUUAUGUUUUUCAGAAAUUGUGGUAUGUGUGGCGGUUUGAGUCGGAUGAAACAUUUCGCAGAAAACUCAUCGAUUUGUCGACAGAUUAUAUUAUUUCAGUUGAUUUGCUGAAAAUAAUUGCGCCCAUGUACAAUGAACAAUUGUACGAUGACGUCAAUUUUUGGUUGGACAAGUUGAGUUCGGAGACUAAUUCGUCUAAAAUUGUUGAUGUGAGUUUAAAAAUUACCCUUUUAUAAUUUUGAUCAAAACUAGUUUUUUUUAAGGAAAUUCGCGGUUUACGAAGAGAGAAAAGAGAGGAGAAGCAGAAAAAUGAGAAAAAGUCGAAAAAGGAGAAAAGAAAGUGAGUGAAAUCACUUCCACUAUUCAAUCGUCUUUGGGCCAUGAUCAAUUUAUUUGCUCUUUAAUAUUAUUUUUCGUGUUUUUAAUAAAACUUGGUCGCUUUUCAAAAAAGAUUUAAAAAUUAAUUAUAUAUUUUGCAAUAAAAAAAAACUUACACUUUUCCAUUACAUAAAACAAAGAAUUCGAUGUUCAAACAUAGUUAACUCGAAAUCGAUCGAAUUCCGCAUCACAGUCCUCAAGAACUUGAAAUUUUCAUAUUUUUCUUCAAAAUCUCCAUCGUCUCCUUCAUAAGAAUCUUUUUCCUGAUCACCGCGAUUUCCAACAUAAUUUUCGCAAAAAUAAAACAACACAAUAUUUUGUCAUCGUUUCACCAUCACAAAAUGAUGCAAGUGUCCAUUUUAAUCUAUCUGCAACAGAAAAUAAACUUAGAAAAAGCUAUUUCUCGAAAAAAAACAGAAAAAAACACGCUGAUUUUGAACGGACAAAUCGAGAAUCCACUAAAAAGAGAGAGUGCAGAGAAAUCGCGCCAAGACCACACUUGGCUGUGCGCCAGCUAAUGGUAAAAUGGCGUACUGUAGCACUAUUUCAGCUGUGUUUCUAGCUUCUUUUUCCUCUCUCGAACUCUCGAUUUGUCCCUCUUUCUAUUGUUUUAAAAUAGCGUGCCAGUUUCCGCAAAAACCACAAAAAAAAGCAUUUUCAAACCUCCCCCUUUGCACAACAAACACGCCAGCGCGCACAACACUGACGCGCACCACAAACACGCCAACACACAUUUUGCAUUUUUAUUUCGCGUUUUGCAGUUUUUGCAGCGAAAAACCCGAUUUCCAGCCAAAAAUUUCAAAUUUUCAGCAAAAUGCCGACUGUGGGAAUCAAAAAGCUCCUUUUGGACAAACAUUUCAACCGAAUUUAUUGUAGGUUUUGAGGGAAAACAAAUAUUUUCUCAAAAAACAAUUUUUUUCAGCGGAAAAGGAAUUCGAUGAGUUGUGCUUUGAAUAUGGUUUAGAGUUGGACGAAAUCGUGAGUCCUGGGCCUUUGUGAAGAAAAAUAUGUUUUUAAAACAAUUUCAGACCUCGGAAAAGGCUGCGGUUGAAAAAGAGCGGGGAACAAACGCUGCCACGGAUCUCAACGACCAAGAAGUCUAUAAAAUCGAUAUCCCCGCAAAUCGCUAUGAUUUGCUAAGUGUAGAAGGGUUAUCCCGAGCGAUUCGUAUCUUCAAGCAAGAAAUCCCACCUCCAAAAUACACUUUCGCGCCAAUUCCAAAAUCUGGCUUGCAAAAAAUCAUUGUGAAAAAGGAGACAGCAACAAUUCGCUCAUUUGUAGUUGGCGCAGUUUUGCGAAAUAUUCAAUUUGACGCGGAUAAUUAUGCGAGUUUCAUCGAUUUGCAAGACAAACUUCAUCAAAAUAUUUGCCGAAAACGAACAUUGGUUGCGAUUGGAACGCAUGAUUUGGAUACUAUUCAAGGACCUUUUGAAUAUCGUGCGGAAGCUCCGAAAGAUAUCAAAUUCAGGCCUUUGAAUCAAACAAAAGGAUAUACAGCUGAAGAAUUAAUGACACUUUAUUCAAGUGAUUCACAUUUGAAAGCCUAUCUUCCAAUCAUUCAAAACCAUCCGAAAUAUCCAGUUAUUUAUGAUUCAAAAGGAGUUGUUUGCUCGAUGCCACCAAUUAUUAAUGGAGAACACUCGAAAAUCACUUUGAAUACCAAAAAUGUUUUAAUUGAGGCCACCGCCACUGAUAAACAGAAGGCAUUUGUUGUUUUGGACACGAUUGUUACACUUUUCUCGCAAUAUUGUGCGAAACCUUUUGAAGUUGAACAAGUUGAAGUUGUUUAUGAGGAAAGUGGGGAAAAGGAAUUGUAUCCGGUGAGUUUUCAAAGGGUUUUUCUGCUUAGAAAGUGUAUUUAUUGGCUGAAAAUGUGAAAAUUUAGUUGAAAAAUGAAGAAAAUAUGAAAUUUCUAUGUGCCUUCAAAUUUUUAAAACUGUUUCUACUGCCGAAAAUUUGAAAUUUAAAAUUUUUGGGGCGAAAUUUGAAUGUUUCAAAUUAUUAAUUUUGCCACCAAAAUCUGGAUUUUCAUCGCGAAAUGUGAGGGCUGAUUCACGAAGGAAAAAAUGUUGAAAAAUGGUUUUUUAAAAGAUCAAUUCACGAAAAGUCAAAAAAUAUCGAAAAAACAACUAGUAUUUCGAGUUUUUCAGCCAAAAAUGAUGAAAAAUCGAUAUUUUUCAAGCUUCUGGAAUGAUUUCUGAUGAAAAUAAGCUUCGAGAAUCCUAUUUUGCUUUAUUUUUUUAUUUUUUUUCGAAAUUCAUCACGAAAAUUCAGCAAAACCUUCUGGAAAGUGAAUUCCAAGGUCAAUUUUCAUCAAAAACUACUCCAGAAGCUUGAAAAAUAUCGAUUUGUCAUCAUUUUUGGCUGAAAAACUCGAAAAACUAAUUUUGACCUACGACUUUUCGUGAAGAUUCAAAUUUCGCGCUGAAAAUCCAGAUUUUGGUGGCAAAAUUAAUAAUUUGAAACAUUCAAAUUUUGCGCCAAAAAUUUUAAAUUCCUGAUGAAAAUUCAUCUAUCUUUCCGAAUUUCAAUAAUUUCUAAAUUUCUAUCAUACAUCAGUUUCUUCCGGUCAGGGCCUCAAAAUUAGCCACCCCCGAAAUGUGAAAAUACAAAAAUUAGCCACAUCCCCUCAAAAAUAGAGAGAAAAACUUGGUUUUUGGGGUGUAAUUUGUUAUUUUUUCAAAAAGUUACCCGGUCCCCACCCCUUUUUACCAAAGUUAGCCAGACCCCCUCCGGACGAAAAUCCGGGGAUACUGAUGUAUGAUUUCCAUUUUUGCAGCUCCUCUCCUACCGCGAAAUGACCGUAACCACUCCAGAAAUCAACACAAAAAUCGGAAUAAAUUUGGACGAUCAAACAAUGGCAUAA
Molecule: messenger RNA, 4508 nt
Organism: Caenorhabditis angaria
Lineage: Eukaryota; Metazoa; Nematoda; Chromadorea; Rhabditida; Rhabditidae
Source: the annotation of a GenBank genome assembly